Molecule: messenger RNA, 2712 nt
Organism: Cydia splendana
Lineage: Eukaryota; Metazoa; Arthropoda; Insecta; Lepidoptera; Tortricidae
Gene: EloC
Product: elongin-C
Exons: 4
Coding region: 166-606 (146 amino acids)
Biological process (GO): ubiquitin-dependent protein catabolic process
Cellular component (GO): elongin complex
Molecular function (GO): protein-macromolecule adaptor activity
Source: RefSeq, a predicted model, not a curated record
ACACUAUGCUAUGCUCUAUGCCCAAAAACUGAAAACUGUCAAAUAGUUGAAAAUAACCUGAUCAUUUCUAUCUAUUUUAUUUAAUUAUAUCAAAAUAAUCAAACAGUCAAUUUACAUUUAGAGUAUUGAUUUAUUUUAAAACUGUAAGCUAAUACCGAAAGAGUCAUGUCGGAACAAAACGUUGCCGUUGGAUCGCCCGCCGCCUCCGCUACUGCGAUCGAGGAACGUUCGGCUAGCAUUGCUCCAGGCUCUGCAGCAUCAGCUACUUCUGAGGAGAAGGAAAAGGUGUACGGAGGCUGCGAGGGCCCCGACGCCAUGUACGUGAAGCUGGUGUCCUCCGAUGGCCACGAGUUCAUUGUGAAGCGGGAGCAUGCGCUGACCUCUGGCACGAUCAAGGCUAUGCUCAGCGGCCCCGGACAGUUUGCAGAGAAUGAGGCCAAUGAAGUCAAUUUUAGGGAGAUUCCAUCCCACGUCCUCCAAAAAGUGUGCAUGUACUUCACAUACAAGGUGCGCUACACGAACUCCUCCACCGAGAUCCCGGAGUUCCCGAUCGCGCCCGAGAUCGCCCUGGAGCUCCUCAUGGCGGCCAACUUCCUCGACUGCUGAGCUGUACAAUAAUAUCUACGCACAGUGGCGAGGCGGCAAAAAUAUCCAUCUUGCAAGCCGAAAAGGCAUUCCUGAAAAGUGUCGCUAUUUUUUAACACUACCGAUAAAGCUAGAAAGCCGAUAUUUGGCAUGAUAACUUUUGAUAACUUAGCAUUAAAAUCUGCAGGUUAUUAAGCCAUACGCGUCACAUCCUCGACACCUUUUUGUGGAAUGCCCCCUGAGUUAUACAAACUUACUUUUCCUUGUCAAAACGGGCAAGCCGAUGGGAAUUGAGUUAUGUGAACGCGUCGCCACUUGAAUAUUCAAAAUCAAUGAACUUAAUUUUCUUUCAAGAGCUAUACACGGGCAUUUUUAUUUUAUCUUUUACUUUAUAGCCCAUGAGGUUUACUUUCCGAAGUAGCCAAAAUGUAUUGACGACAUUGCUGCCUCACCACGCAUAACAGCCGUAUGUUGCAUUAGAGAUUCAUUAUAUGUAUAAUCAACCUUAUUCACAAAUCUUGUUCAAACUAGUCUUCUAAUGUAACAUACUGUACUGUUGUUACGUGGCGGUGCAUCAUAAACAGUGGUAGUUGAACAAUUUUGUAAUUAAAUACAAAUGAUUCAUUCACGCAUUAUUUAUUAAGCUAACAUAACAUAGCAGAAAUAUAAAUUCAUCAACCGAUUUUUUGGAUCUCAUAUCCUAUUUUUGUGCUAAUAGUAUUAGAAUUGUAUUUUCUUGAUCUAUUGACCGCUUUUGUCGUAUCCAAAAAUGUCACACACACGCCAACAUCAUUGGUAGUAUUGGAACAAGCUAGCAAACUCACACGAAAGAAUGAAGAUUAUCUUUUUAACGUUUAUAAUCGUUCUUGGCGCUAUGGGCCUAUUCAAGACGCAUUUAACCCUUUGACUACAACAGUCUGCCAUAGCCAAAUAAACCUUAAUACAUUAUAGUAAAGUUCACUAUUGCGUGUGAUGUUAAGAUAGUCAUGGCGGUCAAAAGGUUAAGGAUUCUUGUCACUCCGAGUCUGUAGAUAUGAUUCAAACAUGAUAUUUGUAAAAUCAAACAUAAUUAAUAAUGUAUAGUUUUGAGAAGUGCUGGACUAAAUAAAUGUAACAGAGUAAACUACUGACAAUCGUACUAUAAAUGUAAGCUACUAAAGCCACAAGGUUGUAUGAAAUGAAGCUGUCGUUCUAUUUACUUUCUUAACUCCUCUGAGGUAGAAACACAUCAGCUAUUACUAUUAUGAGUAUAUAGGCAAUUAAAUGAUUAGCCGAAGACAUCGGUAGAGGAACUAGAUAUACGGUCUACAUAACUUAUCGCGCGCUAAAUAAUUAUGCGAUGGAUUGUCAAAUGACAAUGACUUGGAGGAUAUAAUGGAGACGCCUGGUCUGUAAUUUUCUGUACAAAAUAGUGCCGAAUUUUGCGGGGGAGGGGCACGUCAAAUGUAUACGUAAGGUAAAAAUAGCAAUGUUAGAUAAACGUCAGUCCAUACAAUGUGUAUGACCAUUGGUCAUAGAGUUUCGAUAGAGAACGCCUGUUAAUGGCUACUCCGUUUAGUUAUAUCCUCUAAGGCUUCGACUGGGUUGGAAUAAAGGCCAGUUGAAAAUAAGCAUUAUGUAAAUGUCAGAAAGUAAAGAUUGUUAUUUGGAUGUCAAUCUGUAGUUGCAUUUUCUUUUGAGCUAAAUAAAAUAGUAGAUACUGACGGCUAAAAAGCAGGGACCGAAUACCGGUAUAGUUUUCAUACAAAUUAACCGGUAUUCAAUUUCAGUAUCACUGUUGUUUAUGUACCUAAUUUAUACUUAAUUUAGCAAAUGUGAUCAAUCAUUAUGCUUACCUAGAUACUAUUCUAUAAUAUCAGAGAAAUAUUGUGAAUGCUAUGAGAUAUUUCGAUUUUUUGUUAUACCGGUAACGGUCCCUGCAAAAAAGUGCGGUAUGCACCCUUUUAUCAAGAAGGGUAUUUUCUCUGUCCUCACUAAUUUAAUCAUAAUUUAGUUUUGGUAUCUUGUACAUAGCGUAUGGUUACAACUUUACAAGUAGACAUGUCCAGGAUUGUUCAUUUUAUCAAACUAAUUCUUGAAGUCUUUGCUUUGUAUUUUUGUUAAUAAAAUGUAAAUUUAAUUUGUAAA